UAUGACGCGUCUCGCACCGGCAUCACCGUACGUUACACCGUCGUCCGCUGUACGCACAUAAUAAUAUUAUUUGUUAUUCAUUUAUUUUUUUUCAAUAAUAUAUUAUAUUUUUCCUUGUAAACAUUUCAACCGUAAUUUAACGCUCGUUUAGCCCGUUCGUCCAGAGUGUGGGGAAUUUUAUAUUUUUUUCUUUUAACUAGAUCAACAUGAUUGUCCAUCGGUGGCGCGACCGACAACACCGCAGACCGACUAAGGUUUGACCACCGUAUCCGUUCCUGUGUUCAAGCUCCUGGAGGUUCUUCUGGAUCGGUCUGGGAAUCCAUCCGGUUUGUCGACAAGACUGAUUUGACAUCACACGAUGACCUGUAAAUCCCGUUGACCCAUACGGGGCCUGUCGUCAUGAAGUGACUUGAAGUAAGUGUGCAAAUGUAAGUGGCUGAUAUUAAAUCCAUACCACUAAACUGGCGAGCUACCACCUGAACUGCGGUCCCGAAGGAUUGGACCAAGGUGCAUUGUUGGGGGGCGGCUGUGGUGUGUUACAGCAACAAUCCGCCGCCCCCGGCAUGGCCGAUGUCGUUGUCCAUAAGCGACAAGCGGUGAUCGACAGGUUGAAACGACGAAUGGAAGGGUAUAGGAGACACAACCAGGACUGCGUUCCCCGCUACAGCAAUGCGUUUGCCGAGCAACAAAACGUCCAAGAGACUCUGAUGCUCAAACAAAAGUACAUGGAAACCAAGAGCAAGAGGAACGUCAAGAAGAACGAUAAGAAACCAAUCGAAAAUGGCAACGCCAUGUCGAAAUUCGGCGUGAAGCGGCCGUCCAGCGAGGACCUGGAGGCCGGCCAGGACGGCGGCGGCCCGUACGGCAACCACGACGGCUUGCCGCCGCCGCCGAAAUGCGUGCCGCUGGCCGGCGGCAACAACAGCCAGCAGUCGUCGUCGCCGCACUCCGGUAAAAACGACAACGGCAACAACGCCAAGUUCAGCGUGAAGAUCGUCCAAGAGUUGGAGUUCAGCACCAGCGAGCACCAGCACAACGCCCAGAUCUCCACCAACCUGACGCUGACGUCGGUCAACACGUCCGUGCAGAGCGACGUGACCACCAAGCAGUCGCCGACGGCCGCCGGUGCCGGGCCCACGACGGGCGGCCCGGCCGACCCGAUGGAGUGCAAACAGGAACAACCGGACCUGAUGGACUUCCCGGGCGACGGCGACCUCAACGACUUGUCGUUCAUCAACAGCGACACCAACGAGCCAAUGUUGGCCGUGGACACGGACACGCUGACCGAGAUCAUUUCCGACCUGAACAGCGAGGGCAUCACGCCGGCCGAUUUCAACCAGGUGGGCCUGUGCGACAAACGGCCCAUCAAGACCGAGCCGGACCCGAGGUGCACGCCGCCGGUCAAGUCGCCGUUCGACCAACAGCCCCAACAACAACAACAACAACAACAAAGGGCAGGCGGCGGCGGCGGCAACGGAGGAAACGGCAACAACAACAACAACAACAACAACUAUUCCAACUGCGUGGCCGCCGAGACGCUGAAACAGCUGGCCGAACAGCACAACAACCAGCAGCAGAGGCCGGAAAAAUGCGGCUACGAUUUCCCGUACCAGUCGCCCGGCUCGGUGCCCGACUUUAUCCAUUCGCCCAGCACGCCCGUGGGCACUCCCAAUCCCGGCUACAACAUGAUGUCCCCCGUCAACUCCAUGUACCACCAGGACAAGCAGCAGCAGCAGCAGCAACAGGAGAACAACAACUACUAUCAGGAACCGCCCAAGCCCAGGAUAAAGCAACCGGCGGCGCCCGCCGCGUCCCGGCAAAAACAGCCGCUCCCGCCGCCGCAACAACAACAACAACAGCAGCAGCAGCAGCAGCCACCCCAGCAACAACCCCAACCGUCGCCGCAAUCCCGGUACAAUCAGUUCAACGGGCACGGCAGUCCGCAGUAUCCGGUCGGCGCCCGCAGGAUAACGCCGUCUCCCGGCGCGGCUUCCGGUGUGCUGUCGCCGCAGCCCAACGUCGCCAGCCCGGACGUUACCACCUUCCAAAUGUCUCAGUCCCAACAGGUGCACGUCAGCCAACAAGGCCAACAACAGGCCUUCGGUCAAGGUCCCGGCGGCAUCCAGGACCGGCUCAUAGGCCCGUCGGUCACAUCUUCGGCCGCGCCCAACUGCGGAGGGCCCAUGCAGCAGUACUACAACUCCAACUGCGGUGCCGACAACGGCGGACAACAACAGUCGUACAUGCACAUGAGCCAGUCGCAGAGCGUGACGUUCUCGCAGCAAAGGGCCCGGCUGCUGACCGCCGGAGCCAGUCCCACGAACAUAAGGCCGCCCACUAGCGUUCAACAACAGUCCAACAUGGCCAGCGAACAUCACAUGUUGCCCCAGCACAUGAACAGGACACCCAUGAACAUGAUGAACGGCCCUGGAGCUUGCAGGCCACCGCCGCCCGAGUACAAACUCAACGUGGCCCAGAACAUGGGCAUGUGCCAGACGCCGCAGUAUGCCGCCCAAGGCGGUUACAUGCCACCUGCUCGACAACCCAUGCUGCAGGCCGCCCAGACACGGCGACCCAUGCAGCAACAACCCAUACCGCCGUCGGGCCCCAUGCUCCGGUCGCAAAUGGCCAAUACUGGGGGCGGUGGAAACGCCAGUCCGAUGGCCAGCGGAUACGACCGGAUGCCAUCGGUCCAAAGGAACAUGAUGUACCCGAGCGGCGGCAACAACCUACAGCGACCGCCGAACGUAACGCCCAGCACAGAAGCGUUCAACAGCGAUUGGCAACAGUUGCUGGCCGCAAGGCAGCAGCAGCAGCAGCAGCAACAACAACAGCAACAGCAGCAUCAACAACAACAACAACAGUUCAGACCUGCGUUCACCCAGGCUUCGAUGGGCAACGUCAAUCAGCCGAGUAACGCCGGCCCGGUCAACAAUAUUGUCGGCGGAUUUGGCGGCAACAAUCCGAACAUGAAUUCAUGCCAGACCGGCGGGCCCGGCAGCGUUCACCUGAUGGCCGGACAAAUGCAACACAUGUCUGCCCGUAUGGGUAACGCACAACAAGCGAUGGCGCAGCAGCAACAGCAACACGCCAGCAUAAACAUGCAGUCGCAAAAUAAUCAAAUGUCUGUUAAUUUACAAAUGACUCAAACCAUGGGCAUAAAGAUGGGUGCGGGUGCACCGAGUCGAAUGGCCGGCGGUAACCAAGGGCAAAUGAUCGCCCAACAACAGCAUCACCAUCAACAACAACAACAGCAACAGCCUCAACCGCAGCAGCAACAUCAGUCCAUGAUACGCACGCAGCAGCAACAGUCUUUCGCCCAGCAACAGACGGCGAUAAACAACGGUAAUCCGUAUCAGCAGCAGCGUAACAUGGCGGCGGCGGCGGCUUCAAACUAUUCGGCCAGUUCGCACCAACAGUUUGCGCAAGCGAGCGCGUCGUCGAUGCAACAACCGACACCCGUGACGGGCCAAUCGGCCAUGCUCAACAACACCAACACCGGAUUACCGGCCCGCAAUACGUUUAGCCCUAGUGAUUUUAAUUUCGAUUUUCUUGAUCAGCCACUCGCUAACGACAGCAAGAACGGUUUUAACAACAAGCAACAGACCUUUGGCGAUUUCAAUUUUGACUUUCUCGAUGCCCAUUGAAUAAUGAAUUUUGAAAAAGCAUUAUUUGUUGUUAGCCAUAACGACCGAUACGUUGUUAAAUGUGGAAAUGCUGUGAUAUCGAGAAAUCGUUGGUAACGUUGACGUCGACACAUCGACUAUACGAAGUCGGUUUAAACUACUAAUAAUUAAACUUUUUUCCCGAGCGAAAAACAAAUCGUAGCGUCGUUUAAAGAUUAUAUUUUAAAUAUUUCUCUUUCGAAGAAACCGUUAAACGAUAAUCUUUAUCUGUGAUUUUGUUUUUAAUUGAAAUGCCAUAAUAUAAUUAUUUUUAACUUUUUAUUAACAAUAAUUAUCGUGUUCUCGGCAAAUGUUGUUGAAAGUUGACAAAUGGCGUUUCAUUAAUCGUAAUAUAUUAAUUUUAAAUAGCGAAUGUAUUAGAGAAAUGACGACUAAAAUUUUUAAAAAAAUGAUUCAAAUCCAACAAAUAUGUGGAAGAAAACCAUUAAUGUUUUUAUAGUAGUUAUUUAAUAUUUAGUAAAAAAAAAAAAGGUUAACGUCGGGUAUUAGACGUUUUUUGUUCCUACUUAUAA
Molecule: messenger RNA, 4198 nt
Organism: Adelges cooleyi (spruce gall adelgid)
Lineage: Eukaryota; Metazoa; Arthropoda; Insecta; Hemiptera; Adelgidae
Product: neurogenic protein mastermind-like
Exons: 8
Coding region: 564-3647 (1027 amino acids)
Biological process (GO): positive regulation of transcription by RNA polymerase II; Notch signaling pathway
Cellular component (GO): nuclear speck
Molecular function (GO): transcription coactivator activity
Source: RefSeq, a predicted model, not a curated record